AUGGCCACUCCUACAAGCCAAUUUGUGGAGAAAUUCACCCAGCGCCUAACUUCCAUUCUUGGUGACCCAACAUUGCGUAUUCUCUUGGAGAACCACCUUAACAGAUCCAUGGAUAGUAUCGAUAAGAUCAAUCCCGACUCUCUAGACAAACAUAUAGGAGCACUAUCCGAAAGAUCUGCUACAGAAAUGAUACAAAAGUUCCCCAGCAUGCUCCAGGAACGGAUACAGAGUCCCACAGUUCGGGAUGAACCAAAGCAGGAUGAAAAUGUGGCCCGUCGCACGGUAUCUAAGCACAUUACUGGAAAACCCUCUGGAGGCAAUGACACGAGGGACUUCGAUGACAGAGGCGCGCACGGAGUUUUUCGAACAAAAUCCCCCUUCGAUGGAUCUCAAGCCUCAACCUUGAUCCCUCAACGCCAGCACCCAUACCAGCGGCCGGAAAAUCAUUAUUCUCCGGACGAUCAACCAAACCAAGGUGUUGAUUUUUCUCACUCGUCUUUCAUUCCUGGGAGUCCAUCAGUGCAUCCAAAACUUGAGCCUAUCUCGGAAUUGGGAAGUAAGAACCCGGAAAGCGACCGCAACAAGGCAGUGCAGGUAAUAGGGGAUGGUUCCUCUAUCGUGAACUCAGCCGAACCAUAUUCUAAACAACAAGAGGGAACGGCAAGAGGGACAAAAAAUAGCUUCCCUAUAGCAUCCAGCAGCCAGGGGCAGUUUGUAUCUAACCCUACAAGAUCUUCGGCUACGGUUUGGGGAACUAAUAGUGGAGCACCUCUCUCGGAGACCAGACAUUCAAAUAUAUGUGAAGAGCCUCCUCUCAGUGGAACAUCCGAGUCCAAAUAUGCCGAACGGCCUCUCACCCCAGUCAGUGGAACAUCCGAAUCCAACUAUGAGGAACGGCCUCUCACUCCUCUUUCCGAUGAUUCAGAACGAAUAUAUGUGGAAGUAACCAAAUCUCCACAGAAAAGCCAAGAGUAUCUCUCAAGGACCAUAGAGACUACUCGGCUCACAGGGUUUUACGGCAAGGACCACCCUAGGGUACAGACUGUGGCAUUGAACGCAGCUGCCAGGGCGAACGAGAUCACAACCAAAUAUCACCUAACACCGAAAACCACUCUGGGAGUGAUUAAACUCGCUUUGUACAAUUUCGUUGUCCUUUGCGAUGACAGCACUUCAAUGCGACAAGAACAACGGAUACCAGCAUUGAAAACUACUCUUAAUCGUGUAGCGGAAAUAGCGACAAUGCUUGAGGAGACCGGCAUUUCUAUUCGGUUUCUGAAUUAUAACCGGGAUUCAAGGCUCGACGAUUUGAGGCACCCAGAUGCUAUAAUGCGAAAAGUCGAAAGUAUCCGAUUCAAGGGGAUCACGAGACUCGGAAAUGUAUUACAUGAAAAGAUCAUUGAACCUAUGAUCAUUGACAAGGCAACGCGGGGGACUUUUGAAGCCCCUUUGGUUGUGGUGAUUAUCACCGAUGGAGAGCCUAACCAUGAGGAUCGCGGAACGCUACGAAAUAUGAUUCGAGAAUGCAAACAGAAGUUAUCGAGCACAGAUUUCGGAGACGGCUCCGUCGUCUUCAUCAUUUCAAGAGUGGGCAGUAGUCCCGAGGCCAUGGAAUUUAUCGAGGAGCUUGAAAAUGGUCCUGGAGUGGAGCAGAUGGUCUAUUGUUCCAAAGACAGAUUGGACGAGAAGAUGGCAAUUCUGCAGCGAGCUGCUGGGAACUAUAUAGAAUACAGCAAAUUUUCCCAGGAUCUUCAGCGUGGAUUUGACACUGGAUCAGAAAGUAUUGCGAUACUGUCCCUCGUAGCUCCUUAUCGGUGUAAGGCACCUCCCACUGCAGGUUUAUCACCUAAAACUUGGGGGAGAGGGAAAUAG
Cladophialophora psammophila CBS 110553 is the source of this 1869-nucleotide messenger RNA. RefSeq lists its product as uncharacterized. The record is from RefSeq and is a predicted model, not a curated record. NCBI's taxonomy places the organism in Eukaryota, Fungi, Ascomycota, Eurotiomycetes, Chaetothyriales, Herpotrichiellaceae. The transcript has 4 exons. The coding region runs from base 1 to 1869 and encodes 622 amino acids.